Messenger RNA from Eimeria maxima, 651 nucleotides. RefSeq lists its product as hypothetical. The record is from RefSeq and is a predicted model, not a curated record. The coding region runs from base 1 to 651 and encodes 216 amino acids. The transcript has 2 exons. Lineage: Eukaryota; Apicomplexa; Conoidasida; Eucoccidiorida; Eimeriidae.
AUGUUUGAUCCCCGGACAAAGAAGCAGCAGCAGGAGGAUGAGGAGCAGCAGCAGCAACUGCAGCAGCAGCAGCAGCAGCAGCUAAAGGAGCUACAGCAGCAAGAAGAUCCAGUACUAAGAAUAUCUAUGGAGAGACCAACAGCAUUAAAUCUAGCAGAAGCACUUGCACCCAAGCAGCAGCAGCAGCAGCAGCAGCAUCAGCAGCAUCAGCAGCAGCAGCAGCAGCAGCAGCAGCAGCCGCUGCUGCUGCAGCGCUUAGCACAAGCAGAGCUUAAGUUGCUGCCAGCAGAAGCAGCAACAGCAGCAACACCAUGGCUCUCUCCUUAUGAUAGGCAGCAAUUCAGGAAGCAGCAGGAUAAUAUAUACCCUAGUCCCUCUCCUCCCCACCAGCAGCAGCAGCAGCAGCAGCAGCAGCAGCAGCAGCAGCAGCAGCAGCAGCAGCAGCAAGAAGAGGACGAGAGAGGCCCAUACUUUACAGAGGAUAACAUCAGAGAAUUUCAUAGAUAUAAUCCUUAUUGGGAUCCAGCUACAGGCUCUUCCUUCUGUGCCAUUUGGUUGGCGUGUCUAUGCAUGUCUAGCCUUACUAAAACUGCCAUUCUUGCUGCAGCAGCAGCAGCAGCAGCAGCAGCAGCAGCAGCAGCAGCAGCAUGA